AUGACCUCGUCACUGUCGUCUCUCAACGCUUCUGAGAGCUCCGCACCCACCUCUCCCGCCCCAUCGUCGAUCCACGGGGGGCCUUCGUCGUCUUCCAAGGUGGAUCGUCUUCGCCCUCAGGACAGGAGGUCGGGCCCGUCGGGCUACCGCUUCAGCACUACAUGCGCGACGGUCGACGAUCCCAACCACAAGGACCAAUAUGGCGCCAGCAGCACGCCCAUCUACAUGUCUGCCACAUUCAAGGGCCUUCCCGGUGCUGAGUUUGACUACUCCCGCUCCGGCAACCCCACCCGGAGCAUGCUCCAACAUCACCUGUGCCAGCUCCAGAACUGCCGCUACAGCUUUGCCGUUUCCAGCGGUAUGGCAUGCCUUGAUGUCAUCACGCGCGUACUCAAGCCUGGAGAACGCAUCAUUGCCGGCGAUGACCUGUACGGGGGCACGAACCGCCUUCUGACCUACCUCGCCACCCACGGCGGCAUUCAGACCGACCACGUCGACACGACCGAUGCCGAAAAGGUCGAGCAGAUGCUCCAGACAAGGGCAACGGAGCAUAGCCUGGGCCAGUGUGGUCCCAUCAAGAUGGUGCUCCUCGAGACACCGACGAACCCGCUCCUCAAGAUCUGCGACCUGGAGCGGUGUGCGAGGGCAGCCAAGCUGUAUGCGCCCGAUGCCAUCGUCGUUGUCGACAACACCAUGAUGUCUCCCUAUCUCAUGCGGCCUCUCGAAUUGGGCGUCGACGUAGUCUACGACAGCGGCACGAAGUACCUCUCGGGCCACCACGACCUCAUGGCGGGUGUCAUUGCGUGCGACCGCGAGGAUGUGGGACAACAGAUUGCAUUCACGGUCAAUUCGAUCGGCAAUGCAUUGACGCCCAUGGAUUCCUUCCUGCUCCUUCGUGGCAUCAAGACCCUUGCUGUGCGUAUGGACCGCCAGCAGAGCACUGCGCUCCUCGUCGCCUCGUACCUCACGUCGCUCGGCUUCAAGGUCAAUUACCCUGGUCUUGCGAGCCACCCGGGCAAGGAAAUUCACGACGCACAAGCAUCGGGACCGGGUGCGGUGCUUAGCUUCGAGACCGGAGACAAGGAGCUCAGUGAGGGGAUUGUCGGCGCGACAAGACUCUGGGGUAUCAGCGUCAGCUUUGGCUGUGUCAACAGCUUGAUCAGCAUGCCCUGCCUUAUGUCCCACGCUUCCAUCGACCCCAAGGUCCGAGCGGCCCGUCGACUGCCCGAGGACCUGAUCCGACUGUGUGUCGGUAUCGAAGACUCGCGUGACCUCAUCGAAGAUCUCGAGUCGGCGCUGCUCAAGGCAGGCGCCAUUCGUCGUCGACGGAGCAGUAUCCCCGAUGGUACCCUCGUUUCACCCAGUGGCAUCAUCACGUCCGAUCAAAGCAUCUCAAAGCUCGUCGACGGCAUGGACAAGAACAAGAUCGAGACUCGUGGCGGUGACGAUGAAGACGGCCGCUUGACGAAGCGACCCCCUCUACCGGCCUCGUCGCUCGUUGUCAGCGCUCCCGGCAAGGUCAUCUUGUUUGGAGAGCACGCUGUCGUGCAUGGUGUCACAGCCAUUGCUGCAAGCGUCGCGCUGCGUUGCUAUGCGCACGUCCAGCCGCGAGACGACGACAAGGUCAGCAUUACCCUGCCUGACCUCGGCAUCGAGCACGCCUGGUCCAUCGACUCUCUUCCUUGGGGCAAGGUCAAGACGAACGACGUCGCGACGCCCGCAGAGUCGCUCGAUGAGGAGCUGCACAAGGCCAUCGAGACGUCCGUCGGUAACAUUGUGGCGGACGACACGGCGCGCAGCCAUGCUGCGAGCGUCGCCUUCUUGUACUUGUACAUGACCCUCGCCGACCGGUCUUCUCCCAACCGUGGCCAAUCGUUUGUCAUUCGAUCGGCACUGCCCAUCGGUGCUGGUCUGGGCUCGUCUGCGGCCCUGUCGACGUGUCUCGCCUCGUCGCUCCUCUACACUCACGGCCACCUGCCUCUUCCCACUGCGGACUCGUCAGUCGCGCCCGCCUCGCAGACGCUCAUCAACGCCUACGCCUUCCUCUCUGAGAAGGUCAUGCACGGCAACCCAUCCGGUGUCGACAACAGCGUUGCCACGCACGGUGGCGCUCUUGCUUUUACUCGUCCCAACGCGGCUCGCAAUGCGCUGGUCAAGUCGGAGAUGGCGAGCCUGAAGUCGUCGUUUGGGAGCGUCAGGUUCCUCCUGACGGACACAAAGGUGCCAAGAGACACCAAGACGCUCGUUGCUGGCGUCGGCGCUCGGCUCAAAGCGGACCCAGCGGGUGUGGGAAAGACACUCGAUGAGAUUCAGCACAUUUCGGACCGUGCAAAGGACAUCUUCCUCUCGCAGCAGCCAGCAGGAAGCGGCGAGAAGGGAAGGGAGGCCAAGCUCGAGGGCUUGUCGAAGCUUAUCGUCGAGAACCACGAGCUUCUGCAGACGCUCGGUGUCUCGCACGAGUCGCUCGAAGUCGUCCGGCGCACGACGGCCGAGCGGGGCCUCGCGACGAAGCUGACGGGUGCGGGCGGCGGCGGAUGCGCCGUCACGCUGCUGCCGGACGAGAUGCCAAAGGCUGACGUCGAGUCGCUCCGUGCUGCCCUUGAGAAGAACGGGUUCAAGUGCUACGAGACAGAGGUCGGCGGUGGCGGCGUCGCGGUGCUUCUGGACCAGUCCCGCAACGAAGAGAGCAAAGAGUGGUUUGGCAAGUUGCCGGGGUCGGAGCUGGCUAGUCGCUUGGACGGUACAGCCUGGUCGACAGCUUAG
This is a messenger RNA of Acaromyces ingoldii, 2763 nucleotides long. Its product is annotated as cystathionine beta-l. Gene Ontology annotation, molecular function: mevalonate kinase activity; ATP binding; pyridoxal phosphate binding. Gene Ontology annotation, cellular component: cytoplasm. The transcript has 2 exons. Gene Ontology annotation, biological process: isoprenoid biosynthetic process; transsulfuration; 'de novo' L-methionine biosynthetic process. The coding region runs from base 1 to 2763 and encodes 920 amino acids. NCBI's taxonomy places the organism in Eukaryota, Fungi, Basidiomycota, Exobasidiomycetes, Exobasidiales, Cryptobasidiaceae. The record is from RefSeq and is a predicted model, not a curated record.